This is a messenger RNA of Nicotiana tabacum (common tobacco), 402 nucleotides long. The record is from RefSeq and is a predicted model, not a curated record. NCBI's taxonomy places the organism in Eukaryota, Viridiplantae, Streptophyta, Magnoliopsida, Solanales, Solanaceae.
AUGGGUGAGCUAGAAAUAGGUAGAGGCUUGAAUCAAGAGCUUGGUCUUGUUAGAGGCGGUGAUACUCGUUGGGGAUCUCACUACAAGUCAUUUAGGAAUUUUAUAUUUUUGUUUGACUCGAUUGUUGAUGUACGUGAUAUUGAUCAAAGGUUCUCCAAUUUAGGUGGACUUGGUGAACUUUCAAAAAAAUUAGUUGAGACAAAGAAGAAUAUUACUUAUCCUCUUGUAUUCUGCUUAGUGAAACUUGUUUUGCUUCUGCCAGUUGCCACUGCAACUGUUGAAAGGGCUCUUUCUGCAAUAAAAUUUAUCAAGAAUGACUUGCGGAAUCGAAUGGAUGAUGAAUUUUUGGACGGUUGCAUAGUGCCUUAUGUAGAAAAAAAAAGUAUUUCGUACUAUUUCUAA